AUGGACGGCCUCGACGAGUUUGAGAAGCAGCUCGCCGCCGAAAAGGCAGAGCGCGAGCGGCGGGACGACCGAAAGAAGCACCGCCAUCGACACCACCACGAUGACGACCGCCAUCGCCGACGUCACCGUGACGAGGACGACGACCACAGACACAAACGCCGCCGACGGUCGCGCGACGAGCACAGAGACCGAGACAGGCAUCGCCAUGACCGCGACCGAACCGAGAGACGAAGAGACUCCGAUGAGAAACCGCCAUCGACCGAGUCAGGCACCACGCUCGUCCGAGACGCCUGGAUGACCGCGCCAUCCGCCCUCGACAUCGAGCACGUCCACCGACCGGUAGCCAAGGAGAAGACGCCCCCGCGCGAGCCGGAGCGCGUCAUCUCCGCCCGAGAAAUCAAUCGUGGCCUCGGUCACCCCCCCGAACAGCAACAGCCCGCCGAGGAGCACGUCGUCGACUACACGUUUGGCGACUCCGGCUCCUCCUGGCGCAUGACCAAGCUGCGCGGCGUGCACAGCAUGGCCGAGGAGACGGGGCGGCCCGUCGAGGACGUCGCCGUCGAGCGCUUCGGCAGCCUGCGCGAGUUCGACGACGCUAGGGAGGAGAGGCAGGAGCUGGACCGCGCCAAGAGCUACGGCAAGGGCUACGCCAUGAAGGAGAAGCCGAGCGGCGACCUCUACAAGGAGCGUCUGGCCGCGCAAAAGCCUCGCUCGCCGACGCCUCCUCCGCCUCGUACGGAAGCAGUCACCACAACAUCAGCUGCCACGGUCGUCCCGCCGCCCAUGGACCAGACGGCGCUGAACCGCCUCCGCGCGCAGAUGAUGAAGGCCAAGCUCCGCCGCGCGCCCAACGCCGCGCAACUCCAAGACGAAUACAACCGCGCCGCCGCUGCCUUCACCGCGCCCUCCGCCUCCGCCGCGCAGUCCGUCCGCGGCACCGUCGUCGCCAACGACGACAUGACCGUCGACGACAUGCUGCGCGAGGAGCUCCGCACCCGCGGCCAACCCGGCGGCGAGGGCGCGCGCCUCGCCGAGCGCAUCGCCAAGGACGCCAAGUUCGACUCGGGCCUGCAGUACCUCGACGAGAACGCGGAGAAGCUCGCGGCGCGCGUGCACAAGAGCGAGGCCAACCUGCGCAACACGGCAGUCCACGAGUUCCAAAAAGCCAGCGCCGCGCUGGACAAGUGCCCCUUGUGCCACCACGAGGAUACCGGGACGCCGCCGCUGGCGCCGGUGCUGGCGCUCGGCACGCGCUCGUUCCUCACGCUUGGCACGGAGCCGGAGGUGUCCCCGGGGGGCGCGGUGGUGGUGCCCACGGCGCACCGCACCAACCUGCUCGAGUGCGACGACGACGAGUGGGAGGAGCUGCGCAACUUCAUGAAGGCGCUGACGCGCAUGUACGCCGCGCAGGGGCGCGACGUGCUCUUCUACGAGGACGCCGCGCGACCGCGCCUCCGACGCCACGCCGCGCUGGUUGCGGUGCCGAUCCCCUACGAGGAGGGCGCCACGGCGCCGGCGCACUUCCGGGAGGCGUUCCUCGCGGCGGGCGAGGAGUGGGCGCAGCACAAAAAGGUCGUGGAGACGGCGGGGAAGGGACGGGCGGCGCUGAGCGGGAAGCUGGCGAAGGAGGCGCCGUACUUUCACGUCUGGUUCGGGCUGGAUCGCGGGCUGGCGCACGUGGUGGAGGACGAGGGCCGGUGGCCGCGCGGGGACCGGUUCGCGAGGGAGGUGGUGGCGGGCAUCGUGGGCGCGGAGCCGCACCUGGCGAGGAAGCAGGGGAGGUGGCAGCGGGAUGAUCCCCGCGUGGAGGGGUUCAAGAAGGAGUGGCGCAAGUACGACUGGACGCGGGUGCUGACGGAUGGGCAGUAG
Molecule: messenger RNA, 1869 nt
Organism: Cordyceps fumosorosea ARSEF 2679
Lineage: Eukaryota; Fungi; Ascomycota; Sordariomycetes; Hypocreales; Cordycipitaceae
Product: Cwf19-like, C-terminal domain-1
Exons: 2
Coding region: 1-1869 (622 amino acids)
Biological process (GO): mRNA splicing, via spliceosome
Cellular component (GO): post-mRNA release spliceosomal complex
Source: RefSeq, a predicted model, not a curated record